AUGGCUGUUGAUCAGAUGCCGGUUCCCCGUCGCUUCCUGCUGAUCAGUGUGCCCAGGACCGCGUCGAACCUGUUACUCAAAGUCCUCAAUAUCCCAAACCAGCCCGGCUUGGUCACCAACGAGAUUGGCGGGUAUUUCUUCUACUCGGCAUUCUUUCAAGCUUCACAGGAGGGCCACCUGUUCAAGGCUCCAGAAGACUGGUCCGAUGAAGAUGUGAAAUCCGUCAAGGGAAACUUCCAGACCUGCACAGAUACCUUGGAGAAGUGGUCUGCAGAGGCCCGCGACGAAAACAAGGUUCUAUUUGCAAAGGAACAUGCGUUUUGGACCGUGAACCCAGCUUCUUUCCAGGAAACUGUCACUGGCCAUGAUGCCAGCGAAUUCUCUGCGCAUUUCCGCGUCAAUACUGACGCAUACGGACCCAACCAGAGCUACUCCCCGUCUAACAAGACCAUCUUUUCAGAUGAAUACCUGCGCAGUUGGCAAAUGGCCUUUAUUAUACGGCAUCCGGCGCUUGCCUGGCCCUCGAUGUAUCGUGCGAUGAGUAAAGUCGCAGCGGAGGGCUUCAUGGACGAAGAUGGCAUCAAGGGCGCAUCUGGAACCAAUAUGAGUCUGCGCUGGUCUCGCAUGCUCUAUGACUGGUGCAUGGAACAACCCGAUGUGCCAACUCCACCUCCGGUCAUCGAUGCCCACGACCUGAUUCAUAAUCCCGAGGUGGUACUAAAGCUCUGCGAGCAGACCGGACUGGAUAAGAAUGUGGUGCAGUUCGAGUGGGACCAGAAUGAUGCUAAGAAGUCCGAUAAAUGGGCUCAAACUGGCGAUCCCAAUGUCAAGACCGACGAGCAUGCUCUACACAACCGAGCUGCUUCUAUCAUGCUGUCUUCUCUCGAGGCAUCUAAGGGUGUUAUCAGGGACAAGGCGCCCGCUAACAUCGACAUUGCCGCUGAGGCAGCGAAGUGGAGGAUUGAGUUUGGAGAGGAGGCCGCACAGUUCAUCGAGAAGGCCGUUUGGGAUUCCAUGCCUGACUACGAGUACCUCAAGUCGAAGCGAAUCACUCCUGAAGUCCAUUGUGAUGGCGAGGCAUGA
This is a messenger RNA of Penicillium atrosanguineum, 1083 nucleotides long. RefSeq lists its product as uncharacterized. Bases 1 to 1083 code for a protein of 360 amino acids. Lineage: Eukaryota; Fungi; Ascomycota; Eurotiomycetes; Eurotiales; Aspergillaceae. The record is from RefSeq and is a predicted model, not a curated record. The transcript is spliced from 2 exons.